ACACACACACACACACACACACACACACACAGCUUACCUGUACAGCAGCAUUCCUCUCAUUCUCCUGUGGGUAGUCAUUAUCAACCAUCUAGUCCUAGACGGCUGACAUCCUCAGUGUGUGUGUGUGUCAUGUCUCCUUCUCACUACCAUUACCUCAUCAAAACAUUUUUACUACGCAUUUAUUACAUCAUCAACAGUUAGUUGAAUUCACCCUCGCUGCUCUAACUCUAUAUAGCUGUCCUGCUGAGAUAUCAACAGAUGAUUUGUGACAUUGGACUAAAAGCUACGUGAGUUUAGUUAUACUGUGGUUACUCAGGUAGUAUUUGAUCCGUCUCCAUGUUAGUCCCUCUCCUCUCUCUCAUGCUAUGUGUUGUUCCUGCAGGGGGCCGUUUUAAGAAGGAGAUAGUGGUGGACGGACAGAGCAACCUACUGCUCAUCAGAGAUGAAGGGGGCCCCCCAGAGGCUCAGUUUGCCCUGUGGGUGGAUGCAGUGAUAUUUGUGUUCAGUCUGGAGGAUGAGAUCAGUUUCCAGACAGUCUACCAUUACUACAGCCGCAUGGCUAACUACCGAAACACUGCUGAGGUACCUCUGGUGUUGGUGGGGACGCAAGAUGCUAUCAGCUCAGCCAAUCCCCGGGUCAUCGAUGACACGCGAGCACGCAAGCUGUCCAAUGACCUGAAGCGCUGCACCUACUAUGAGACGUGUGCCACCUACGGCCUCAAUGUGGAACGGGUCUUCCAGGACGUGGCCCAGAAGAUCGUGGCGACCAGGAAGAAGCAGCAGCUGUCCAUUGGUCCGUGCAAGUCCCUCCCCAACUCCCCUAGCCACUCCUCUGUGUGUUCUGCACAGGUGGCAGCAGCAGUUCACAUCACCCAGCAGACCAGUAAUGGCGGCAGCCUGAGUGACUACUCCUCGUCAGUCCCCUCCACCCCCAGCACCAGUCAGAAGGAGCUACGCAUCGACGUCCCCCAGACCACCAACACUCCCACGCCCGUCCGCAAGCAGUCCAAACGCCGCUCCAACCUCUUCACUUCUCGGAAGGCCAGCGAGCCAGACAGGGACAAGAAAGGACUGGAGGGCCGAGCGGACAGCAUUGGAAGCGGCCGUGCUAUUCCAAUUAAGCAGGGCAUGCUUCUGAAGAGGAGUGGUAAGACCCUAAACAAGGAGUGGAAAAAGAAGUAUGUGACGUUGUGUGACAAUGGCCUGCUCACAUAUCACCCCAGCCUGCACGACUACAUGCAGAACGUCCAUGGGAAGGAGAUAGAUCUGUUGAGGACCACAGUGAAGGUCCCAGGGAAGAGGCCUCCCCGAGCGGUGUCUACCUGUGUCGCUGUCCCCAGCCCGAAGACAAACGGCCUGGCCAAGGACAUGAGCAGUCUGCAGCUGGGACCUGGUGGCCCUGGCUCUGUGACCAGUAGUUUGUCAGCCUCUCAGAUGGCCAGUGGGAUCAGCUUGGUGUCCUUUAACAGUCGUGGGGACGGCAUGCACCAGAGAUCCUACUCAGUCUCCUCCGCCGACCAAUGGAGCGAGGCCACCGUCAUCGCCAACUCAGGAGUCAGCACAGACACGGGUCUGGGAGAGUCUGUGUGCUCCAGCCCCUCCAUCUCCAACACCACCAGCCCUAAGAUGGACCCGCCCCCCUCGCCGCACGCCAACCGCAAGAAGCACCGCCGGAAGAAGAGCACCAGCAACUUCAAAGCCGACGGCCUCUCUGGUACUGGGGAAGAACAAGAGGAGAACUUUGAGUUGACCAUUGUAUCUUUGACGGGCCAGACGUGGCACUUUGAGGCCACCUCGUACGAGGAGAGAGACGCCUGGGUCCAGGCCAUCGAGAGCCAAAUCCUAGCCAGCCUGCAGUCCUGUGAGAGCAGCAAGGCCAAGCGUAGUGGACCAGGCCAGCCUCAUCUGAGCCAGCCAGCCCUCUGCUCUGUUGACGCCCCAGACCCCGACUGGGCCAGUCUCAACCUGGGAGCGUUGAUCUGUAUCGAGUGUUCAGGGAUCCACAGGAACCUGGGGACCCACCUAUCUCGUGUUCGGUCCCUGGACCUGGAUGAGUGGCCCCUGGAGCUCCUCAAGGUCAUGACCUCUAUAGGCAAUGAGCUGGCCAAUGACGUGUGGGAGGGCAAUGCACAGGGACGCCUCAAACCAGCACCCGACGCCACCAGGGAGGAGCGUGAGCGUUGGAUCCGGGCUAAGUACGAGCAGCGGUUGUUCCUGGCGUCGCUCUCGGGGGUGGACCUAUCCCUGGGCCAGCAGCUGCUGAGGGCCACGGCCGAGGAGGACCUGCGCUGCGUCAUCCUGCUUCUGGCUCACGGCUCCCGGGAGCAAGUCAACGAGACGUGUGGAGAGGGAGACGGACGCACCGCCCUUCACCUGGCGUGCCGCAAGGGCAACGUGGUCAUCACACAGCUCCUCAUCUGGUACGGGGUGGAUCUGAUGGCGAGGGACGCCCACGGUAACAGCGCGCUGGCGUACGCACGGCAGGCCAGCAGCCAGGAGUGUGUUGACACGCUGCUGCAGUACGGCUGUCCCGAUGAACGCUACCCACUUAUGGCCACGCCCAACCUGUCCCGACGCAACACCAACCGCAACAACAGCUGCAGCAGCACGGGCAGCACCGCACUCAUAUAAACACUACCGCCCCCUUCAGGAGGCCUCUGGGUACUGCGGCUCGCAGGAUAUUAACAGGCUAAACACACAUUGUGACAUUAUAUGCAUAUUACACACUCAAAAUCCUGACUGAAAAAAAAACUGUGACAUUUUUGGAAGUGAGGGGCUUGGAGAGAGUCUGAAUUGGGAGAAAAUGACUGAACUCUUUUGGGAACCACUACUUCUGCACUCCUUGUCUUAGAGCCCUCGUUGACCUCUUACCCUCUCCACUCUGACACUAAUCUCACACAGAAGACACUAGCACUCCUGUUGCCGUUGAUGAAGCCCUCUGUCCUUUUGGCUCUCUGCCCCACAUCAUGAUGACCCCCCCCACCGCGCUUCGGUCCAAUUGUCAAUUUCCUCACAAGGCCUUCCCCUGUAAAAGCAUGGGGGCAGGAGGUGGCUUGGCGUUACUUCCGGGUGGAGUCAGGUCACCGGCUUCCCCCAAUGCUAUCUACCUGGCUGCAUGUGGCCCUAAGCAUGAUGGGACAUGGGGAGGAGGCGGCCAAAAUCACAUGAAAAGCAGCGAAUCCCCCUUCUCAUAUACCCUCUAACUCUGAUCUGCAAUCUGCUCCCAGCUUCAACCCAGGCCACACACACACUAUAUCACUACUAUGUCACUGCUUUCUCAGCUGUACAGAAACAGAGGCCUGCGGGUUUGGAAAGACAUUGAAUGUUUGAAGAAGGCCUCUGUAGCAUGUUGGGGAAGGGGGGGUUGCUUUUCACUUAAGUUAUGGGAGCUCUACCUUAUAACAUGAGAACUACAAAGAACACUGAUCAACUGAACAGAACUCCUCUUCUACUCUGGUUCUUCUUUAGUUCUCCACAUAAUCAGUGUUUCCCCUCUCUUCUCUAGAGUAAAUUAUGUGAUCUCUCUCCUGUGGAUGUUUUUUUUUUAAUGUGGAACAAAAAUAUCUUAUUGUAUAAACAGUUUAAGAAAGUGAGAGAGAAAAAAUUCUAAAUAUCCGAUAUUCCUUGGAAGUAAAACAGAAAGUGUGAUAGCAUGUCAGACACUUUCUCUUUUGAAUUAAAACAAAAAGAUUGUUCAUCACGUCCACAUUGUGUAUAUCUCAUUGUGAAUUGCUGGACCAAUGAGUCAGUUCUACAGAGAAGUGACUUUGUGAUUUCUAUUAGAAGCCACUUGCGAGGUGUAAAAGACGUGUAUGUAUUUCCAGGCUCAGGGACCAGAGACGGUCAAUUCUAUCUUGAAACCCCCACAAUUCCACUCGCCUCAACAACAGUCUUAGAUUUACAUUUCAUCCGUUCAGAGGAACAGUCCACCUCCAGAAUGUAUAGGAAGCAUCAUGAGGCUCAGUAUCAGACCAUCAGCCUUCUUCAGGAUCAUCGUACGGUUGGUCCACCACAUGGAGACCAGGGGAAAGUGUUUUCUGUUUAGUGUUUUAUCCUUCUGCAUAUUAUUCUGCCUUUUCUUUACUGUUAUCAGGUCAUCAAAUACACUGUUUCUGCUGUUUCAGCUGGAAACGCAUCGUGAUAAUGUCUUGUUGCAUAGUGAUCGGCAGAGGAUGGGAGGAAAUGGAUAGGCAGGACUCUGUCAUCUUCCUGUUGAUUACUUAGGUGUGGUGCAGGUAUCAGUUGUCAGGUCCAUACUCCCAUUCACUAACACUGAUCUACAACUGAUCCAGGAACAGCAUCCACGGUGUAAAUGUAGCACUAUUUAUACUAGAUGGGCUCAUCAGUGUUCAAUCUAUUUAAUUUAAUCUAAGAAGACGUUUGUCUGACAGUUCAAUCCAUGAUGGGCUGUCAGCUUUUGAAGAAUAUCUACGAUCUGAUGGAUACUGUUUCUUCAUAGAAUUAGACUGUUCUGAUUCGGAGAAGAGUUCCUAAUUUGUGCCCCCUCUGAGUUCUCCCCUUCUCAAGUUGACUGACAUCAUAUAUGACGUCAUAGGUCAGGAUAGACUCUAGGCCGCCUCCCAUCAGGUCUUCUGAGGUACUCGGCAUGCGUUUCCUCCAUCCUCUAUCUGUCAUUGGAUAGCCAUGUCUGUUGCUCCCCAACCAAUCAUACAGUCUCUGCCUCUAGAAUCUCUUCGUCUGCGUCCUGAAUGGCACCCUAUUCCCUUGAACCGUGCACUACUUUUGACCCACGCCCAUAGGAUUCUGGUUAAAAGCAGUUCACUAUGUAGGGAAUAGGCAGCCAUUUGGGAUGCAUCCUUUCUGCUCAGUGACUCGAUAGGAAGGGCUUCUCUGCGUCUGGAAUCCUACUGUGUGUAAAUAAUAUUUGACUUCUCUCUCUUCCUCUAUCGCUUUUCUUUCUCUCUUUUUGAAAAGCUCUUUUGGUGGUGAUAUCAUGAUUUAUCUGAAGGAAGUAGGAAGUUCUUUACUCUGAGAGCGUCGUGUUCUCUGCGGUUUGAGUGGAGGUUUGCCGAUGCCCAUGUGGUGUUUUUAUUGGGAGAAAUAAGCCAGUGAUGGGUUGACUGAACGUUACUGGAAUGUUUAGCAUCAGGGGCUUUCCUUUCCUCCUGUCCCUCUUCCUGUUGCCAACGUCUCUGCUCUGCACAAGUCCCUCAGCCUUUGCCUGUUCUUAAACCUUACUGUGUGUGUGUCCUCGUGUGUGAUAAGAGUCUUUCUCCCCCCAAACCAUUCCUAAGCGUCAAAUGCUCCCGUAUUUAUGAUUGCUUUUGCCCUUGAUGUUACCUUGUGUGUGUGUGUGUGUGUGUGUGUGUGUGUGUGUGUGUGUGUGUGUGUGUGUGUGUGUGUGUGUAUAUA
This is a messenger RNA of Oncorhynchus keta (chum salmon), 5373 nucleotides long. RefSeq names its product arf-GAP with GTPase, ANK repeat and PH domain-containing protein 1-like. The coding region runs from base 337 to 2631 and encodes 764 amino acids. The record is from RefSeq and is a predicted model, not a curated record. Lineage: Eukaryota; Metazoa; Chordata; Actinopteri; Salmoniformes; Salmonidae. Gene Ontology annotation, molecular function: GTP binding; GTPase activity; protein binding. Gene Ontology annotation, cellular component: nucleus. The transcript is spliced from 15 exons.